GCCGGAGCUGCGGUGGGCGCCGCGGCAGGCGGGUUCGCGGCCGUGCAGUUGCUCGAGAGGCAGAGCGCCGAGGCGGCGCCGGCACUGAGGGAGCGCGACGGUAAGUCCGAGGGCCUGCGCCUCCUUCUGUGGCCCGGGUCUCGGGCUGGAGUCCUGCCCCCGGCGCUGGUCGCCGCCUCGACCUGCGGCCGCGGGCCCGGGGGGCCUCUGGUCUUCCCGCCGGGCCUCCCCGCUCCGCUUGGGGCCUCGCCAGCCUCCCGCGCGUCCCUCUCCGCCUUCAUUUUCUCGUCUUCUGCCCCCGAGGUUGCCCCCUGUGUGUUUCCAUGCCUGUGACGUCCGUGGGGUCGUUGGUUCCACAACAGCUCGGAGCGUUUGUCCUCCACCGUCCACACCGUCCAGCACCCGGCGCGAAACUGACAGUACGCGUGGGUGAAGGAUUCGUUAGCGCCUGCGGUUAGCAGCGUAAUUGGCCUCGUUUUGUCUCCGUCCAAGUGAAGAGUACGCGCAGGAACCCUAAAAAUGAAUCCAUCAGAUUUUACUUGCUCCUUCUGAUACUUCGCAUCUAGCAAGAGAACUACUGGGGUUCUGCAGAAAAGUCUCUCUUGGAACAAUUUGGAGUCCCUUUAACUGGAACAGAGACUAGGCAUUACACUAAUCAUGCCUUGUCUUAUGAUCAGUCAAAGCGGGUGCCCAGAUGGGUUCUUGAACAUAUAUCCAAAAGCAAGAUAAUGGGUGAUGCCAACAGAAAACAUUGUAAGUUCAAGCCUGAUCCCAACAUCCCACCAACCUUCAGUGCCUUCAAUGAAGACUAUAUUGGGAGCGGGUGGUCACGAGGACACAUGGCUCCAGCAGGAAAUAACAAAUUUUCAUCUAAAGCCAUGGCUGAAACUUUUUACCUUUCUAAUAUUGUGCCUCAGAAUUUUGAUAAUAAUGCUGGAUAUUGGAACAGAAUAGAAAUGUACUGUCGAGAACUGACAGAGAGGUUUGAAGAUGUCUGGAUAGUAUCUGGACCAUUGACCUUACCUCAGACUGGAAGUGAUGGAAAGAAAACAGUUAGUUACCAGGUGAUUGGUGAGGAUAAUGUGGCAGUCCCCUCGCACCUUUAUAAAGUGAUCCUGGCUCGCAGAAGCCCGACGUCUGCUGAACCGCUGGCACUAGGGGCCUUCGUGGUGCCCAAUGAAGCCAUUGGCUUCCAACCCCAGUUAAAUGAAUUCCAAGUGAGCCUUCAGGAUCUGGAAAAGUUGUCAGGACUGGUGUUUUUUCCUCAUUUGGAUAGAACUAGUGGUAUCAGGAAUAUCUGCUCCGUGGACACCUGUAAGCUCCUGGAUUUCCAGGAGUUCACUCUGUACCUGAGCACAAGGAAGAUUGAGGGAGCCCGAUCAGUACUCAGGCUGGAAAAGAUCAUGGAACAUUUGAAGAAUGCAGGGAUUGAACCGGAUGAUUCCUUCAUGAGCCGCUAUAAGAAGAAGCUAGAAGAACUCCAAGCUAAGGAGCAGGCAGGAACCCUGGAGAGAAACUCAUCUUAGUUUUUUUUUUUUUUUUUUUUUUCUCAGAAGAUAUGUGACAGCAUCUGUAAUGAAGCAGAUGUGUCCUCUUCAGGCUAGUGCAUUUUAGUAGCUUUGCUUGCUUAAAAGAAAUGAUGAACUCCUAAAUUUAAGACUAAAUUUCGCCCCAAAAAGAUGAAAGAUCUAAAAGUUUUGUCAGUUUUUUAUUUGAUGCAAGAAUGGAUUAUUAAGGGAACCGUAGGACCUGCGGAUUGGGUGCUGAUCUUGUGUCGGGUUCACACAGGACUCUGGACACAAGAUGACCUGGUCUUUGUGUCUGUCUGGAUGUUAGCGCGGGAAAGCAUUUUAUUUUCAUGCCUCUGAAUCAUGCACGGUCUUUGAUGUAUCUGCUCAUCUUUCCUGGAGGCCAGUGUCGAAUGUUUUCUUUCUCUAGGACCUGAGUUGGUCUUUGAGGUGGAAUUUGGAUACCCUCUGUGUACUGUCCUGUUACAUAUUUGUUUCUUGCUCCUUCUCUCAUAGAGCUGCUGGUCCUCCAUUUGUGUCCUAUAGAAGCCUUCAGCUACACUUUCUGCACACGAAGUGUGUUCACUAUACCAAGCUCAUUGCUUUACAGCGAUUCUCCGACAUAAAUACCACUGCCCUCAUUUUACGUGUAAAGAAAUUAAGCCUUGGGGAGCUUACAUAUUUUGUCCAGGGUUCACCUUUCCAAAGAAGUAACCCCAGAAGUAGGAGGCAUGUGGGGCUGAGAAGAAAGACAACAUGAAAUAGAUUGAAAUAAUCCUGACACAGAGGCUUUUGACUCAGAACUGUAUUCACAUGGGAAUCGGUGAUCCUGGACCCGUUUGCUAAGAGGGGUCUGGUUUCUUGUCUGCCAUCGAGCAAAAGGGUCCUGAAUGUCCUCUGACAUUGGGAGGCCUCAGCUCUUUGGGAAGAAACAAUCACAGGUGUUUGAAAGUUAGAGGGCAUUGCUUUGUGGGGUUUAUCAGAGCCCCUACUUGCCUCCAGGAAUGCAGUUCUUUUUUUUUUUUAAUAUAUUUUUUUAAAUUUUAUUUAUUUAUGAUAGUCACAGAGAGAGAGAGAGAGAGAGAGGCAGAGACACAGGCAGAGGAGAAGCAGGCUCCAUGCACCGGGAGCCCGACGUGGGAUUCGAUCCCGGGUCUCCAGGAUCACCCCUGGGUCAAAGGCAGGCACCAAACCGCUGCGCCACCCAGGGAUCCCUCAGGAAUGCAGUUCUUUUAGUGACCAGAUGGUGCCAAGUUGAUAUAUUCUUUGCUUUUUAAGGUGAGCAAUUUGUUCCAUAGAUUAAGGGACCUAAUAAAAGUCUGUGCCCACAGAUCCAGGAGCUCAUGAUUUGCUUCCCUGGGUAGUACGGGGCAGGCAGUGCUUUGAGCCAAAUACUCAAAGACAAUUCUCACUAUUUUUAGGGGAAGCAGUGACUUUUUUUCUGAGCCAUGUCUCUGCAUUUGGGUUUACAUGGAAUCCUUUCCCCGGCCUACCAUAAGUAUAGACAGUGAAAUACUUUAAAAUAGGGCCCAGGAGCUUGUCUAAAUGUACCCUAGCUCUGCUGUCUUUUCAAGUGGUAUUACAAGAACAGUUUUUAUGGUGUUUUGUGUGUUUGUAACAAAUGCCAAGGCUUUAAUAUAAAGGUAAGAUGAUAAUGAUUGACCUUGUUCUCCUUUAUUUGGAUAAAAAAGAAAAGUUGGGGGGUGAGAACACAGCCUGAUUAAUACCAGUCUGUUUUAUCACACCGAUCGCCAUUAGCUUAUGCCAGUCCUUCUCAGGGAUAAAGAGCCAAAAUGUCACUGUGUCCAAAAAAUAUGUUGCGCUCUCUCCUUGUGGGAGGGGUGAUGAUGGGGCCUGGUGUAGUGUUGUCCCAGAGCCUGAGGGGGCAGCUCUGUGGGAGAAGUCCUCUAUCUCCAGAGGUGAGCCCCCCCCCCCCCCCCCCGUCUGGCUCUGUGCCCAGUUCUGGCCUGAAUUUCCUUCAGCCUUGGCCUUGCCAUGCUCCUCUCACUCCUGUCCCUCCACCUAGAUGGUGGAGGAUCUUGAUUUUUAGGUCAAUAAAUUGAAGUGCUUUAGGUUUUUAGUAUGAAAAGUGCCACUUGGUCAUUGUGAAAAAUAGAAAUCCAUGCUUGUAAUAAAAAAACAAAACAAACAAAAAAAACGCAGUCUCCCUAUCUUCAUUUUCACAUGGAAGAGUUGUAUUGGUAUACAAGGAGUGAUGCUUGACUUGUCUGAACACUUCCGUUAAGAUUCCGUUAAGAGUCCCUCCAGAACAAACUGAAAUGUAAAUACUCGGCAGAGCUUAGAAUUUUCCCCAGGAUCAAAUCACUUCAGCCUACCCUGGUAGGACUGCUGAUAUUUGCUCUCGGAUGCAGGAGAACCCCAGGCCACUCCCCAGCACCAGGUCUGUCCCCUGAUUGAAUAAGCUCCUCAUUACCCACCUGAACCAGUCAGCCUCCAGUUGGUCCCUCCUUGGGGUCAGCCAAAUUCUCAGGCCAGGCUUAGGACUCCCCCUCCUGUCUGGUGAUGCUCAGGGAGGAUCUUGGCUGAGGAGAAGUCUGCAGCCAUCUUUAUGGGCUCUGCUGCCAGAAGCUCUAUCUGUAGGUGAGGGGCAUUCCCUGGUCUCACCCCCAGUGACAUCUUUGAGACUCCAGGCUCUCUUUGGUCUCUG
Molecule: messenger RNA, 4176 nt
Organism: Nyctereutes procyonoides (raccoon dog)
Lineage: Eukaryota; Metazoa; Chordata; Mammalia; Carnivora; Canidae
Gene: EXOG
Product: exo/endonuclease G
Exons: 7
Coding region: 729-1526 (265 amino acids)
Biological process (GO): apoptotic DNA fragmentation
Cellular component (GO): mitochondrial inner membrane; nucleus
Molecular function (GO): 5'-3' exonuclease activity; single-stranded DNA endonuclease activity; RNA endonuclease activity
Source: RefSeq, a predicted model, not a curated record